Rotaria socialis is the source of this 975-nucleotide messenger RNA. The record is from the annotation of a GenBank genome assembly. Lineage: Eukaryota; Metazoa; Rotifera; Eurotatoria; Philodinida; Philodinidae.
AUGUUAAUAUUAUCGAUAUUAUGUUUAAUAUUAUUUAUUUUAAAUAUGAAUUGUUUUUUAAAUUCAAUCAGAAAUGAAAACCCUUUAUUAGAUGAUAUAGGAAAUAAAAUAAUGAAUUAUGUUAAUGAAAAUGAAAUUCCAUUAGUAUUAACAGAUAAAAUAAUUGGUAAUCAAGCUGGUUCAAUGAGUUCAACAUAUAAUGGUUAUUUAAAAAUAAAUAAUCAAACAAAAAUAUCAGUUAUUAUUAAAUAUUCUUCAUUUAAAACAAUUUGGAAUUAUGUUCAUGCCACGGAUAUUAAUCGUUUAUAUGAAAAUGGAUGUUAUUCAAAUGUAAAUGAAAAUACAAAUCAAUAUCUUAUUGUUAAACAAGAUAAAAAUCGAAUUAUCAGUGAAAAUUGGAUACCAAGUGAAGUUUAUGUUGCUUUUAAAGGAUAUUUUUGUCAAAAUUUAAUGGCAACGUCAGCAAUUGCUUAUCCAAAAUAUUCUUAUUUGUCUUUUUUUAAAUCAAUUGAACAAAUUGAUGAUGAGAGAACAUUUGUUAUUGUAUUUAAAAAAUUAGAAAAUGGAAUUUCACUAAAAACUUAUCUUGAACAAUAUUCAAAUAAAUUAACAAAUGAAAUAGUUAAAUAUUUAAUAUAUUCAAUUUUAGUUGGAAUAAUUAAACUGAAAAAUAUGUCGAUCAUUCAUCUUGAUCUUAAUUCAGGAAAUAUUUUCCUAAUGAAUAAUGAUAAUCAACAUCCAAUUAGAUUUAUUGAUUUUGGAAUAAUGAAAUUUAUUCAUAAAUCUUCACAAUUAAAUGUUAUGUAUUCAGAAAAUUUACAUCAAUCGUUUCGAAAUGUUUUUCGUAAUUGUCCUUCUUGUUUUCAUAAUAAUUAUUUAAUGAAUAAUCUUAUUUUUCCUCAGCAAUUUCAUCAAUCAUUUAAAAAUUAUUCGAUUGAACAACUUUUAAAUCAUUCUUGGUUUUAUAACAAUUAA